UAUCUUUUCUCUUCUGCCGUGCUUUGCGCAUGUGUGACUGUCAACAAGCGUAUGUGACGGAGUAUACGAUACCACAAGAUAGGCUGCAUUCCGAUGUUCGUUGUACUGGGAAAUCUAUAGCACAUGUGAAAUAUAGAUUUUUAGUACCGGCAGUGAAUAUCAUCGGAACGCCACAAAAUGAGAGACGUCAGAUCAGGUUGGGUGGACUAAACACAACAAUCCAUUUGGAAAGAGUGCAGUUACAGUAAUCGCGUGACGAUCGUGACAUGUGAUAGAUUUGGUUGUUCAAAAGAUCUCAUUUUGUUUACGAUGCUCUGUCCGGAAACAUGGAAUUUCAAACCAGCGCAACAUUGUUUUUCUAUAGAUAGAAGAGACAUUGAAAAAGAUGUGAUUCCGGAAGUGAUUAAAACGCAUUACUUCAAUCAUUCGAUAUCUGUGGUGCUUCCCGACACAGUCAUUGUUCCGGAUAGUUUACGAAAUUGUUUGUCAGAAGAUACGGAGUAUUAUCGAAUAAAUGCGCUUCGCGUUUGUGAUCUUUUAAAAAGAGAAUUUAUUGAAGCUUUCGUUAAAAAUGGGGAGGUCAGUAUCCUAACAAUAGACAAUAAAAUAGAUUUGCAAAAUUCGAUCUGUGUAACUCCAAGUGGACAUUUGGUACUUUCUUUAUUAACUGAAGAUUAUCAAGCUCUUGGGUUAGAAGGAAAACCUUCUUGUUUUGAUUAUAAGCCUCAUACACGUUACAUAGUGAGAAUUGACUUGACAAACGAAACUUUCGUUCCUGGUAAGAAAAAUUACGAAAGAGUUCGAGUUGCAUUAGAAGAGAGACUCAAACAGAACUUUGAUGUUAUACUAUCAUGGGAUCCACCAGAUACCAAAAUAUGUCCAUCAUCUAUAGCAGCAUGGUUUUACACACACAAUUACAGUGUUUGUCUUUGUCAUCAAAAGUUUUCACAAAAAAUUGAAUAUUCAUUAACAAUACCAGUUCUUCAAGAAGAAUCUAAUAUUGAUAGAUUCUUUGAAUGGCUUGGAGUCUUUAGUGUCGGUGAUAUUCAAUUUAAUGAAGAAACUGAUGAUUAUGUGACCACAUAUAAAUGCCCUUCUCCUUCUAUGUACAUUGGACAGAUGCAGCAUUUAAAAUAUACCGGUUUCUUUACACGUAAAAAGGUGGAGGAAAUAUAUUAUGCGUUAAAAGAAUAUGCACUGUCGCGAAAUGCUUUGCCGUGGGUCAGUUUAGACGUACAGGGAUUUGCAGACAGUCCUGUAAGUUGGAAUUUGAAAGAACACACAUUCUUCACAGAUGGAGACAACAGUUACACCGUCGUAUUUCGACCUAGAGAAUGUAUCAUACGCAAAAGUUUAAGUUCCAACAACAGACCAAAACCGUGACAGAUUUUUCUUUUUGUUAAAUUCGAUUCGUAUAGAAUAAGGAAUCGGAUUUAAGGAAGUCACCUGAAACGAAUCAUUAAUUAACAGGCUAUGAGAUUUAUAUCAUAAGUUAUUUUAUUUCGUAGAGGAUUAUUAGCUAUAACAAUAGCUAUGUCAUCAUGCAUAUUUUUUUACUGAUUUAAUUAUAUAAUAAAAUAUCAUCUUAUUAUUAAUGCGAUAAAUUUCUACUGUAAAAAGACAAGAGGUGCAACGAAAAACGACAGAUGUGAAACAUGUAUGUCUAGUUAUUUUCUAGAAAACGUGAAAAAAACGUGUAUAUUAAAGAAGCUUGUAUAUAUAUUUUAUUGCAAAAACACUUGGUGUAUGUAAUAAAAAAAAUAUGUCAGUAUUAUUAUACAUAUUGGUAUUAGACGUAUUAACGUCAUUAAUGAUAUUAAUGGUCAUAUCAUUUUUUAUACCAUUCAAAUUAGGAGUAAUAUUGUUACUUGUACUAAAACUUUUUCUUUUUUUUCUUACAUUGUUAAAGAUAAUUCAUAACUAUUCUUUGAUAUAUUUCGAAUUAUUUCUUUAUUAUCAGAUAGAAGAGUUUUUAGUUGACUUAUUUUAUGAAUUAUUAGAUGAAUUAGAAAGGAUAGACUUAAAUGAUCUUAAAAUGAUUACUAGAUUUAUUUAAUAUUUUUAUAUCACCACUUGUCUUUUUUUUUUAUUACUGAUAUUGACAAUAUAAAUACUACAAGACUUCUAUAAUAAAUACUAAAUUUUAUCACAUAUAUUAUGCUAUUCUGACUGCCUGAAGCCUACCACAUAAUAAAAGAGAUCAGAUUAGAUUCAAUUAAAUACUAUUAAUUAAUCUUGCAACGCAAUAGAACAAUAUAAUCAGUAUAAGGCUGACAUUGUAAAAAUAACUGACUUUGUAUAAAUAAAUUAAUAUAUAUAUAUAUAUAUAUAUAUAUAUAAAAAUAAAAGGCACUAAAGUACUCGACUAUGAGAUCAAAGCAGUCUAUAUCGUGUAUAAUUAUAAUAAAAUCUUCGAUUGUAAGCAGGCAUAAUCUUCGUAAAUAUAGUAGCAAACAUCUUUUUUUUUUUUUUUAUAU
This is a messenger RNA of Pseudomyrmex gracilis, 2477 nucleotides long. Its product is annotated as ribonuclease P protein subunit p40-like. The record is from RefSeq and is a predicted model, not a curated record. The transcript has 7 exons. Gene Ontology annotation, biological process: tRNA 3'-end processing; tRNA 5'-leader removal; endonucleolytic cleavage in ITS1 to separate SSU-rRNA from 5.8S rRNA and LSU-rRNA from tricistronic rRNA transcript (SSU-rRNA, 5.8S rRNA, LSU-rRNA). Lineage: Eukaryota; Metazoa; Arthropoda; Insecta; Hymenoptera; Formicidae. Bases 310 to 1383 code for a protein of 357 amino acids. Gene Ontology annotation, cellular component: multimeric ribonuclease P complex; ribonuclease MRP complex. Gene Ontology annotation, molecular function: ribonuclease MRP activity; ribonuclease P activity.